Messenger RNA from Egretta garzetta (little egret), 2999 nucleotides. Its product is annotated as toll-like receptor 2 type-1. Gene Ontology annotation, biological process: immune response; inflammatory response; toll-like receptor signaling pathway. Gene Ontology annotation, molecular function: triacyl lipopeptide binding; protein binding; transmembrane signaling receptor activity. Gene Ontology annotation, cellular component: membrane. The transcript has 2 exons. Bases 442 to 2652 code for a protein of 736 amino acids. The record is from RefSeq and is a predicted model, not a curated record. Lineage: Eukaryota; Metazoa; Chordata; Aves; Pelecaniformes; Ardeidae.
GCAAUGACUGACCAAAGGAGAGAGAUCUGCCACUGAAUUGCAGAUUGUGAAGAAGGGAGUGCAAACAAAAUCUGUGCUCGUUUUUGUGUCCCCAGUCAGCAGCAGUGAUACAAGUGGUUGAAAUGUGAGUUUGAAGGGCAGUGUCAUGCGUGCCAGACAACGCCAAACUCUUCAGAAGCCAUGAUUUCCUUGGGGGACCAGCCACUAAAGAAUAGCCGUGCAAACUGGUGUGCUUCACUGGCUGAGUAGUUAGAGGGGGCUGGGAAACUGUCAACGUAAAGUUUUGUUUGAGGAGCACAGGCUGAAAUAUUUUCUCACUCCAGGACUGUCAUCGCAUCAGACCGGCCAAAGGGUUUCCAGCUUUUGUUGGACUUGCAGGUAUGAGGUGACUCCUUAGAUCCUGGGGUACAUGGUCAGCACACGAGGAGACUGAAACACAGCAUGCAGUACGCAAGCAAAAUGUUCAACCAAACAAAACACAAAUCAAGAACUACACACACCUGGGGAGUGUGGGCCAUUUACAUGUUCUUAGCUGUGAACCUCUCUGAAGAGCAAGUGCUGCAGCAGGCUUGUCCUUCAUGCGAUGCCACUCAGAUUUGCAACUGCUCUUCCAUGGAUUUGGACUUCAUUCCCACGGGGCUCACAGCCAAAAUCACGGUGUUAAACUUGGCCCACAACAGGAUCAAGCACAUCCGAUCCCAGGACCUGCAGCAGGCUGUGAACCUGAGAGCCCUGCUGCUGCAGUCCAACAAAAUCAGCUCAAUGGACAAGGACUCGUUUCGCUCCCUCGGGAAACUGGAGCUCUUGGACUUAUCAAAUAACAGCUUGACUCACUUGUCCCCUGCGUGGUUUGGGCACCUUUUUUCGCUCCAGCACCUCCACCUUCAAGGCAAUUCCUACAGAGACCUGGGGGAAAGCUCCCCCUUUUCUAGCCUGAGAAACCUGAGCUCUCUCCACCUGGGCAACCCGCAGUUCUCCACGAUAAGGCAAGGGAACUUUGAGGGCAUUGAGCUUCUCGACAAGUUGUGGAUUGAUGGUGGCAAUCUCAUUCAGUACGAGCCGGGAAGUUUGAAACUGAUUAAGAAGGUAAACCACAUGAUCAUAAACAUAAGAAAUACUAGUGUAUUCUCUACAAUUGUCAGGGACCUUCUCCACUCCGUUGUUUGGUUAGAAGUGAGAGAGAUCAAAGUAGAGAUUGAAAAUAAAAGCUUGGUAGAAAACUCUACACUUCCUUUUAGGAUGCAAAAGCUUACAUUUAAAGAUGCUUCAUUCACAGAUCAAUAUGUUAGCCGAUUACUAGUAUUACUGAAGGAAAUCACAACUCUACAAGAGUUAGAGGUGAUUGAUUGUGUGCUUGAGGGGAAAGGAGACUGGAAUUCUAAAGAAAUUCAAAGUGGUGGGCAAAGUUUUGUUGAAAGAAUAUCAGUAAUAAAUAUAACAAUUCAGACCUUUUAUUUGUUUAUGGACUUGGAAGGUAUAGAGUCACAAAUAAACAAACUGAAAUCACUCACCAUUGCAAGCGCUAAAGUUUUCAUGGUACCAUGCAAACUUGCAAAACAUUUUUCAUCACUUCAGUAUCUGGACUUUCAUGAUAAUUUGCUUGUAAACAAUCGCUUAAAUGAGACAAUCUGUAAAGAUGCUUGGCCUUCAUUGCAAACUUUAAAUCUAAAUCAAAACUCUCUAAAAUCUCUGAAACAAACUGCAGAUUCUGUAGCUCGUCUACCCAAACUGAUUCAUCUUGACAUUAGCCAAAAUAAUUUUGGUGCUAUUCCAGAUGUGUGUGAAUGGCCAAAAACCCUGAAAUAUUUAAACCUUUCCAGCACUCAGAUUCCUAAACUAACAACUUGCAUUCCCCUGACGCUGGAAGUUUUGGACGUCAGCUCUAACAACCUGAAGGAGUUUGGACUGCAGCUCCCAUUUCUCAGAGAGCUGUACCUUGCAAAAAACCAGCUGAAGACCUUGCCUGGUGCCGCACCCAUUCCUAACCUCGUGGCCAUGUCAGUCAGAAGAAACAAGCUCAACAGUUUCUCCAGGGAAGAGUUUGAGUCCUUCAAGAAGAUGGAGCUGCUGGAUGCCAGCGACAACAACUACAUCUGGGUCCUCCCCGUCCUCGUGGCCGUCGGCUACAAGUACCACGCGGUCUGGUACAUGAGAAUGACGUGGGCAUGGCUGCAAGCCAAGCGGAAGCCCAAGCGAGCCCCCGCAAAGGACAUCUGCUAUGACGCCUUUGUCUCCUACAGCGAGAACGAUUCUGACUGGGUGGAAAACAUAAUGGUGCGGGAGCUGGAGCAGGCCUGCCCCCCCUUUCGGCUCUGCCUCCAUAAGCGGGACUUUGUGCCCGGGAAGUGGAUCGUGGACAACAUCAUUGACUCCAUGGAGAAGAGCCACAAAACACUCUUUGUGCUGUCCGAGCACUUUGUGCGGAGCGAGUGGUGCAAAUACGAGCUGGACUUCUCGCACUUCCGCCUCUUUGACGAGAACAACGAUGCGGCGAUUCUCAUCCUCCUGGAGCCCAUCCAGAGCAAAGCGAUUCCCAAGAGGUUCUGCAAGCUGCGGAAGAUCAUGAACACAAAGACCUACCUGGAGUGGCCUCUUGAAGAAGAGCAGCAGGAGAUGUUUUGGGAAAACUUGAAAGGAGCCUUGAAGUCAUAGAAGUCAGCAGCCCCCAUUUCAGCAUAUUUCCACAAAUCGUAUAUGUCUGUUUUUCCUGCUAAGAGUUGGGGGUUUUUUGUUGUUAUUUUUCUGCCUAAAGACAACUGGCUUUGUUUUGUGUAGAAAUAAUUAUCAUCUUAUUAAAUGAGAAAGUCUCACUUUACGCUUUCCAGUGAUUUUAUACUCUCAUCUUCCAAAUCUCUGCCAGUGACUAUGAUAUCUGGAAGCCAUGUUGGACUUUAUAUACUUUUCUAAAUACAUUUAGCUUGAAUGUAGGGUAUUUCUGUACUUUUUCCUCCUGUUACCCCAUCCCCAACUAGUUCCUAACAACGCCGUUGUAAUUUAGA